AUGACAUCAGGAGGCAUAUUCCGUGUACUAUUAUAUUUUAGCGAAAAUUACAAUGUAAAGCCUCCGAGACUGUUGUUUCAUACCAUUCCAUUUCAUCCAAAUGUGGAUAUGCAAACCGGGCGACCAUGUAUCGAUUUUCUUGACGAUGAAUCCCUUUGGAGCGAUAAAUACGAUAUUAAAUAUAUUCUUCAAACCCUUCAGACUAUGCUGUCAAAUCCAGUGUUAGAUAAUGCAGUUAAUAUUGAAGCCUGCAGAGCUAUUGAAUCUUCACAGGAUGUUUAUGAAGCUAUGGUUAAGGAUUGCGUCGAAGCAAGUAAAAGAGUUGCAGAUGGGCUGACCCCUUUCCCAGAGCCAGACCAUGAUGAAGAACGUAGGAUUGAUGAUACACGAUUCGAUAUGCCCUUAAACUUGAUAUCAAAUAGUCAUGUAUCAUACGAACAAUAUUAUAAUACAUGGAUGUAUUUAGGGACCGCAAGUUCUAAGCCAGAUUAUAGUGAUGCUGAAUUCUUAGUUAAUAAAUAUUACACAAACAUGGAUUUAAAUUCAGCGAAAGCAAAUGAGGCUACGACUAAAAGUUCAAGCUUAUUUCACGGUCAAUUCAAACAUAAAUCGCAACAAAAGUCCUUAAAAGAGUUAAAGGCGACCAAAAUAGAACUAGCCAAGAAAUUAGGUUUAUCAAAUAUAAAAGAAAAUGCAGCAGAAACUGAAGAGUUUUUGAUGGAAAGUGAGAUGCUACCUAAUCCUGCAAAAACUAAUUAUGAUAGCCAAGACCAAGAUUGGGAAAAAGAAGUUGAUUCUUUGGUUCAAUGGACUAACAAUCUAGGAGAUGUUGAUAGUAUCUAUUGA
Trichoplax adhaerens is the source of this 846-nucleotide messenger RNA. RefSeq lists its product as uncharacterized. The record is from RefSeq and is a predicted model, not a curated record. Bases 1 to 846 code for a protein of 281 amino acids. The transcript is spliced from 7 exons. Lineage: Eukaryota; Metazoa; Placozoa; Uniplacotomia; Trichoplacea; Trichoplacidae.